This is a messenger RNA of Closterium sp. Naga37s-1, 2061 nucleotides long. The record is from the annotation of a GenBank genome assembly. Lineage: Eukaryota; Viridiplantae; Streptophyta; Zygnematophyceae; Desmidiales; Closteriaceae.
AUGGCGGAAGCUCAGCCGUCUAAGCCAUCAGACGAGCCUGACGACGCGCAGAAGGUUGACGUUCAGCCAGUAGAAUCAAUGGCAGAAGCUGGUAAAGACGUUCCGGCAAUUUCAGGCCGUGGAUGGUUCUUCUUGGACGUGAACCAGCAGAAUCAAGGGCCUUAUCCAGACGACCAGGUUCCCGGUCUUCUCGCAUACAACUAUGUAACGCCUGAAACUCUCUUCUGGGCUGAAGGCUGUGCAGAGUGGCUGCCCAUAAAGGGCAACGGGAAGGGGAAGGGGAAGGGGAAGGGGAAAGGGGGCGGGGACGGGGGAGCAGGGGGAGAAGGGGGCGCGGGGGGUGGGAGAGGAGGGGGAGCAGAGGACGAGGAGAUGAAAAAGUUUCUAGAGGAGGUAAGGCGGGCAGAGGCGGAAGCAGCUGCUGCGCAACGGGCAGCGAGAAAGAGAGGUCGAGUGGUGGCGGCUCUAGCCCAUGGCGCUGAUGCUGAUAUGGAAGAGGACGAGGAUGAGGAGGAGGAUGAAGAUGAGGCGGAGGCGGAGGGAGAGGGAGAUGGGGGUGAGGAGGCAGAGGAAGGGAGGGAGGAAGGGAGGAAGGGGCAGGAAGGUGGGAAUGGGGAUGUGGAAAUGGCAUCUGCAGUCACACAAGAGCAACGGCAGCAGCAGCAGCAGGGGCAGGGGGAGGGGCAGGGGAAGGGGCAGGGGCAGCAAGGGCAGGGGCAAGGGGAGGAGGGCGAUCCAGCAGAAGGGGACCAAUUUGAGGAUGAUGAUGGCACGAUAUACCGAUGGGAUGCACGCAUGCGCGUGUGGGUGCCUCUGGGGGAAGAAGGAGCAGCAGCAGCAGCAGCAGCAGGGGCGCCAGAUGCAGCAGCAGGGUUACCAGGUUACGACCCAGAGCAGAUGGUGUUCGUGGAGGACGAGGAGGUUAUCCCCUCUCCUGACGCUGCCAUUGCUGCUGCUGUCGCUGAGAGGGAGCGCGCAGAGGCGAGCGAGGAGGAGGAGAUGGGGGCGGGGAGAGGGGGGGACGCGGAGCGUGGGGGGAAGAAGUGGGGGAAGGGUGGGGAGAAGGAGAAGGGGAAGGGGAAGGGGUGGAAGAAGGGGGAGAAACGAGGGGGGGGUGGGAAGGGGGAGGAAGGAGGAGGAGCGGAGGGAGGGAAUCAUUGGGGAGAGAUGGAAGGGGGUGGGAAGGGCAAGGAGGGGGGGAAAGAGGGGGCAGGGAAGAAAGAACAAGGGCAAGAGAAGGAGCAUGUGGAAACACGAAAAGAGCUCCAGAAGAAGGUCGCCAACAACGAACCGAACGAGUGGUUUGAGCUGAAAGUCAACACAAGUGUGUACGUCACCGGCCUGCCUCACGAUACCAACGAGGACGAGGUGCUGGAGGUGUUUUCCAAGUGUGGGCUUAUCAAAGAGGACCUGGAGACAGGCAAGCCACGGGUGAAGCUGUAUCGGGACAAGGCGACAGGCGAGCUCAAAGGGGAUGGGCUCAUCACAUUCCUCAAGCCGCCCUCAGUUGACCUUGCUCUCAAGAUUUUGGACGGCACUCCCCUGAGACUAGGCGACAAGCACCCCAUGUCUGUGACCCUCGCCAAGUUCGAGCAGAAAGGCAAUGUGUUUGUGAAGAAGGCGAGUGACAAGAACAAGAAGAAGAAACUCAAGAAGCUCGAAGCGAAGGUGCUGGGAUGGGGCGGAUCCGACAACGCCAAGCACACCCUCCCCAUGACGGUGGCUCUCUUCCACAUGCUCACUCGCGACGAGGUGGUCAAUGAUCCCUCACUGCCAGUGGAACUAGAGGCGGAGGUGCAGGAGGAGUGCGCCAAGAUGGGAGUUGUUGAGAGGGUCAAGGUGUUCCCCAAUCAUCCAGAUGGCGUGGUGACUGUGAGGUUCAAGGACAAGGCAGCUGCGUUCAAGUGCAUAGAAGUCAUGCACGGACGAUGGUUCGGGGGCCGACAAAUAUCAGCGGUUGAAGACAAGGGUCUGGUCAACUGGGGGCUUGUGAGGGACGAGGAGGAAGAAGCAAGAAGGUUGGAGCAGUUCGGGGAGGAGUUGGAGGCUGAUGAAAAAUAG